Messenger RNA from Saccostrea echinata, 1293 nucleotides. Its product is annotated as SAGA-associated factor 29-like. Gene Ontology annotation, cellular component: SAGA complex. The record is from RefSeq and is a predicted model, not a curated record. NCBI's taxonomy places the organism in Eukaryota, Metazoa, Mollusca, Bivalvia, Ostreida, Ostreidae. The transcript has 10 exons. The coding region runs from base 74 to 1009 and encodes 311 amino acids.
CUUCCGGUAUAAACAAUGAACAGCACCUGAGCACGUCGUGAAAUAAAUGAGUAAAACAAAGUGAGAAGAACAGAUGGGGCGAACAAAGACAAAUAGUGGAGGAGGGGGAACGAGUCAGAGUCCCUCUACAUCUGAUAGUUCUACCAGCACAGCUGUAGCAGAGACUCGAAUCAAAGACCUUCUAAAAGAGUUGUAUGGUCUAAUUCAUCAGAUACAGGAUGAAAGGGCCCAGGGUGAACAUAAUCUAACAAACAUCUCUAAGACACAUGAGAGAAUGCAACAGGAACAAAAAAGUAAGAAUGAAAUAACACCAUACUACAAGAACAAGCUGAAGGGCCUGUAUAAAACAGCUAUGCAGGAUGCUGAGUUAGAGGCAGAGUUGUUAAGAAAAGCUCUGGAUAAGAUAACGGAAGUGAAAAGCAUCAGAGAAACAAGAAGACUAGAUUCAGACAGGCCAAAGCCAAUCAUGAGGCGAGGGGUUCUGAUGUCAAUGCUACAACAGAAUGCUCAGACUCUGCCAUUGUGGGUCAGCAAACCGGGAGAAAAACCACCACCUCUGUGUGGUGCCAUGCCAGCUGACAAUAAUUAUGUGGCUAAGCCUGGUGACAAGGUGGCAGCACGGGUGAAGUCUGAUGAUGAGGAGAAUUGGAUACUUGCAGAAGUGGUCAGUUUUAGCCAAAGCUCUAAUAAAUAUGAUGUGGAUGAUAUUGAUGCUGACGAGGGCAAGGAGAGACACACUCUUAGCAAGAGGAGAAUAGUGCCCCUUCCUAUCUGGAAGGCGAAUCCAGAAACAGAUCCAGAUGCUUUGUUUACAAAGGACACUCUUGUCCUUGCUCUGUAUCCACAGACCACUUGUUUUUACAGAGCUUUAAUCCAUGAUCCUCCUCGGAAGCCUCAGGAUGAUUACUCGGUGCUGUUUGAGGACACCUCUUACCCCGAUGGUUAUUCCCCGCCCCUCCUGGUGGCGCAGAGAUAUGUCAUCUGUUGUAAGGAGGACAAGAAAAAGUGAGGGUGUCUGCUGUCAUUUUACUGACCCUCCAUGUUUGUGUGGAGUAACUGGCCAGCAGUUGGACCACUGACUCUUUAUUGACAGACUGAGUCCUUAGAUACAAGGCCUCUCAGCUUCAGUGUGUGUUUAUGUGCAAAAUUAUUUCUGCAGUUAUAUGCAGAUAUGCAGAGAGUACAAGUUCUGUUCCUGACAAAUAAAAGUGCAAUUUACAUUAAGCUUAUGGACUAAAUCAUUUGUUACUAAUAUGUCAUGGCAUUUCAAAAUAAAUACAUGUGUAAAAUUAA